Messenger RNA from Cladophialophora immunda, 3455 nucleotides. RefSeq lists its product as uncharacterized. Lineage: Eukaryota; Fungi; Ascomycota; Eurotiomycetes; Chaetothyriales; Herpotrichiellaceae. The transcript has a single exon. The record is from RefSeq and is a predicted model, not a curated record. The coding region runs from base 736 to 1503 and encodes 255 amino acids.
CACGGUCGAAGACUAAGCAAAGGCAACACAGAGAGCAUGACAGGGAAGAGGCGGGCCCUCCAGACCACGCCAACGUCUAAGACUUGCCGCACACGGAAACGCGCCAUCCGAUCGCCCCUUCGAUUAAGCGGAAGAGGCACCGAAGAGGCACGCAACAUUGGGUCGAAUCUUCGCUCCUUCUUUCGCUCAACACACGAUGGCACCCACGAGUUUUAGCGAACGAAUCCACCCAGGGGAGCCCUUGGAUUUUCUCUGCCCUCGUCCACCACCUUGAUCCACCCUGUGGUUACCCCAGUUCAGAGCCCGUAUCCGAUUUGCAACGACUUCUCCCCUCAAUCCGGCAUCGCGGCGGCGGGUGAUACUUCAGUCUCACUCGGUGGCACUGCUCUAAAGCCCUCAGAUGGAAGAGGCAAGGUUUAGAGUGCUCAUGCUCGACAUUUUAAAGCUACCCCACGGUUCGCUCUCGACGUCUUCAAUCCCGCUGCGGCUUUCUUCUGGAACAGAGUUCAUUAGGAAGGAAAGACCUAAAGCCGCCCACCGGCGAAAUCCACCCUCAUUACGUGGUGACUUCUUCCUCUCAACACUACAUACACCCACCACAGUCUUUCGUCCGGCCUCACUGUUCGUCGGCGAUCGUCGAAUCUCGAACAUUUUCCAUUCCUUUGGUCUUUCAAUAAUUCCACCGUGGUGAACGACAUCCUGCCUGCGCCGCGGGCAACCUGAAUAUCAGCCGAGAUGUUCAACGAGAACUUCUCCUUCGGAUCGUCCCCGCACCCGAGCUCCCUUACAUUCAAUGUUGAAGAGUGUACUUCGGCAGAGAUCUCUCCCUUUACAUCACGAUGCUCAUCACCGCAUUCUUCACAAGCACCUGCGGCUCGUCGAGACUCUCGCUUCGACGCAUACAGAUCUGCGCCUCGACAUCCCUCCAUUACCGCGUUGACGGCACAGCUACAAUCCCAAGCGUUAACCGACACCGAGAUGCGUUCCCCCUCACCGUCCCUCAGUGACACGGCCUCGCCUUCCGACUCCACGACACUCGACGAUGAAGGGUACUGCGAAGGGCCAGAUACACCCGCGACGACGGUAUCUGACUUGUCCUACGACUCCAGUGAAAUUGAUCCGACACUAUGGGAUCUUUCGAUGUCGGACACAAUGGUGGCUACAUCAUCACCUCGGCCCUCACUUUCUCUUGAAGCACAAGCAUUAUCUUCAUACACAAUGCGUCGACGGCAGCGGCAGGCCCUGGUGCGACUACAAUGCUUGGCGACACGGACACCAGACCUGGCCAUGCUCAUCGAAGAGUGUCACCCGUCGUCAUUACCACUGGAGACGGCGAUCCUGAAGGCCUACAGUUCUUCUAAGGGGAGGAGUGACACCACCUGCAGCAUUUCUGGAGCAGGACCAUGCGGAAAUGCGACAAGCUCGGGCCGGAUAGAGAAGGAACGGAGUGUCGCCCUGGCUACGGUGAGGAGGGCACCGCGAAUGAGGAAAAGGACUAGCUGAGGCUGGGCUACGAUAAACACAGAUGGCUGGACAUGAGGGGAUGGCGUGAUACCAAUACCACGGGCUAAACAGGAGCUGUAAUGGAACACAUGAUUCAAGCACAUGCUGGCUGUUCUCCUCUUUCGAUGUCGAUUCAUAUUGCUUCCCAGUCUUUGUUCCGAGACAAAUGACCUCUGGCGAAAAGCCACAGAAAAUCAAUUAUGAGGCAAAAGCAAGCGAGGUUUGAUUUUGAGGAACUAACGUGGCCAGCCCGGCGGAUCACCUCCCCACCGGCUGGCAAAGCUUCGUCCUGGCCUAAGGUCAAGGGUUUGGUCAGGGGUUAUACGCCGCAGUUCACCGCCGAUGGCAGGGGCAAGGCAGGAAAAUACGAGGCAUGAAGCACAGCUGGUCAGGCACUCAUCGGCAGUUAAGACGAGCAUCCCCCGGCCAUGUUCCAGACCCAAGGAAAAGCAACAUGAGGUGAUUGCCAUAAAGAACUUUCCAGCAAGCCUCCUUUCAGCAGGAGUCCGUCCCCAUAUUCCGAGAAAGCAUCACACGAGCAAGGCAAACCAUCGACUUUCCAAGCAUACCGGCAAGGCAUAACUGUUUGGCUGUUCCGUGAUGCGUGUUUUUGUACCUGUAGUGUGACAGAGCCCGCUUCCUUUCAACAACACGUCCUCAAGGAGAAAGUCGGUCCCUCGCAAUCUGGCUCCGGCUGAGAAAGAUUUGGACAAAGUCGCCGUGGCGUGACGGUUUGGGGUCGCUUCGGGAGGCUUGUUUUGUGCGGCGGCGACAACACCCGGUUCGAAUUUUGCGGUGGAUGAACGGGGCGGCCUCGAUGAAUCUGCCGAGUCGCAAGAGUGCGGGUUGUCGACGGGCAGCGAGAUGCCGUCCGUGAUGAAGAGACAAGAGAUAUCUUGACUCGAAAGGCGGAACACUUUGGUAUCUACUCGGUAUGUGUUUAGCGUGGGACGGCCUUCCGAGCUGCCUGUCUCCCAAGCGAGGCUCCCAUUCAGGUAAUCCGGACUCACCUUUAUACCUGCGAAAGUUGCACUCUCCCCGUGAUACUUCCUCGCCUGCUUGCCAAUGGAAGCUAUGCGAACUACUAGAAAGUACGCGGUAUAUAGCCAGCAGUUUACUAGGUACUUGGAAUCAAGCCGCGAGCUAUGGUCCCGGUCAUGACAAUCGACACGGCUGCAGGCCAUGUUCUUUUCUCCAACUCCGCGCCAGAGACCCCGGAGACCUUUACGCCUCUCAUACCUGCAACAGAGUAAAUCCUUUUUGCAUUUCCAAAUGUACCUACUUGUAGGUAUGCUAUUUGCGUGGCGGAAUACUUGAUCCUCUCCCACAAGUCUACACCAGGCCUCGAAUCACCCAGCGCCCCCAAGAUGCGGAACGCGGGGUGGGCAGUGAACACAAAGAUCCGAGGGAUCUCAGCAAUGCACCACCAGCGUCGAGGCCCCUUUGGUCACGAGCCCCGAGUCCGAGUCCGAUUUCGAGUACGUAGGCAUCGGGUUGGACGAUGGAUCCCCUCCACGAUUGACGAUUUCCAAGCAAAAACGCUGCAGGUUACGCGGUUGGGAAAAGCACAAGCUUGCUAGCUGCUGGACUGUGUGGGGAGAUUGAAGAGGUCAUCGAUCGGGGCGUGAAUGUACUUUACCUACUCUAGACAGGAGGUACGAGGACAAAUGGCCUAUCUGCCGCUGGCUCGCUGCAGAUGCCUGCAACGUGGGCUAGGUACAUGGCUAAUGAGUGCGUACCUCUGUGCCGAGUAGCUACCUGCCCUUGUACCUAGGUAGCUAGUCAUGAUACUGGGUAGGUAUGCCUACUUGUAGGCAGCCACAGUAGGUGGUUAGCUGGGUCGUUAGGGGCGCUACUCGGGUUUCGGCGUCAGCGAUGCGCCUUGGGCUGCACCACCUAUGAAUCUCCAUCACUAGCCCGUGUAACUCUCGACCUAACGCAUGAGAUCGUGU